Molecule: messenger RNA, 1410 nt
Organism: Trematosphaeria pertusa
Lineage: Eukaryota; Fungi; Ascomycota; Dothideomycetes; Pleosporales; Trematosphaeriaceae
Product: NAD(P)-binding protein
Exons: 1
Coding region: 341-1294 (317 amino acids)
Source: RefSeq, a predicted model, not a curated record
CCUGAUCGAGAUUCCUCCAGCUUUGCUCCUUGACCAAGAAUUCUGAGUGGUGGCGGGUGAGUGAGAGCAUGGACGCCUUUUCCCGGCUCAAAUCGUCCUCGUCCGCGCGGUCAACGAAAAAGCGCGGGCUUCCGCAGUCUGCGUGCGGACUUCCGAGAUUCUACAACAGAGACGCCGAAUACGCGAAUAAGCGAUCGCCAUGUCGUACGUGUCGUUUAACUUCACUUCUAAUGGUAUCUGUAUAUAAAGAUAGCCGAGGGGCGGCCUUCUUCCCUCUUCUGCAUCAACUGGUUCUCCCUACGGUUACUUCUUCCGCCUCGAAGUCCUCCCACUUUCCGACAUGCCUCAGAAGACCGCUUUAGUCAUUCGAGCCACCGGCGCUCAGGGCAGAGGUGUAGUCAAGCAUCUGGUCCGAACUGGAUGGAAUGUGCACGCCUUCGUGAGCGACCCGUCGUCCGACCGAGCUCUUACGCUGAAGAACUAUGGCCCGGGUAUAUCUCUCUACAAGGGCGCGCUGAGCGACCCCCCAUCCAUCGAAGCCGCCAUCAAAGGAUGCAACGCAGUCUUCCUCAACCAGAUGCCCACCCGCGGCGACGAUACCGAGACCCGUGAAGCGCAGGCAGUGCUCGACGCCGCAAAAGCAACCGGAGUGCAGUACAUCGUGCAUUCCACCACCCUCCCUCUCAACGACCCAGAUAUCCGCACAAAGCUCGAUGGCUCCGUCGCCGCUCCGGCCGUCUUCGGGAAGGGCGAUGUCGAAGAGCUGGUUCGCGCCUGUGGCAUUCCCUGGACUAUCAUUCGGCCAGGGUACUUCAUGACAAACCUCGUUUCGCCCUUAGUUGAUUUGAUAUUCCCGGAGUUCCGCGAAGGGAAGUUCGUCAGCUGCUGGGAACCCGAUACCAUUCUGGCGCUUGUGGACCCCGACGACAUCGGUGCAUUUGCCGUCGCAGCUUUCAACGAUCCCGACAAGUUCGCUGGCAGGAUUCUUACUUGCGUUAGCGAGCUCGUGACGGUCAAAGACGUCGUUUCUCAAAUUUCGACUGCGACGGGCAAGGAUAUCGACGUUCGUUACCUCACUAAAGAAGAGGCGGCAAAGGAGGCAGCACGGAAUCCAAUGAUGGAGGGCCAGAAGUUGUCGAAGGGGUUACAUGAGCUGGUGGAUAUGGAGGAAGUCAAGGGCUACGGGAUCCCGCUUACGAGUUUCAAGGAUUUCUUGGAGAAGAACAAGGACGCUCUGGUUCCGAAUACUGAUGGAAAGAAGGUUGAAAUCCGUCUUCCGUCCUUUAAUGAGUAGGAAUAGAGCCGCCACAAUACACGAUUGUAGUUAUCACUGCGACCCUUGGACUAUCCGAGAAACAACGAAACGUAUCAGGAGCAAAAGGAUCGCAGUCCUUCUACUCUUAUAAAAAU